Messenger RNA from Antechinus flavipes (yellow-footed antechinus), 4651 nucleotides. RefSeq names its product ectonucleotide pyrophosphatase/phosphodiesterase 4 (gene ENPP4). The record is from RefSeq and is a predicted model, not a curated record. NCBI's taxonomy places the organism in Eukaryota, Metazoa, Chordata, Mammalia, Dasyuromorphia, Dasyuridae. The transcript is spliced from 4 exons. Bases 226 to 1599 code for a protein of 457 amino acids.
UCCGCGCCUGGCGGCGGCUGCUCCGGGCGGUUAGAACCGCGACCCGGACGCCCGCUACCGCUGCGCAGGCGCCGUGGGGGGACCGCCACCACCCCAAACACCAUAUACACCCUGCCUUCCAGGGCACCUCCCGGCGGGGGGUCAGGCAUUCCGAGGUUCCGCGCUCCAGGGCAGCGACGGAGGCGCAGGCGGCGGCCGCGGGAAGAUUUGCUUUUACCUUUUGGAAUGAUGUCCACAAUGAAGUUAGUAUUGACACUUCUAUUUUCUGGAAUUAUAACUAGCUGCAGAGGAAAUUCUACAUAUUAUUUGAUGCCCAGAUUACUCUUGGUAUCCUUUGAUGGCUUCAGAGCUGACUAUCUAAAGAAGUAUGAACUUCCUCAUCUUCGUAGUUUUAUCGAAGAAGGUGUCUUGGUGGAGCAUGUUAAGAACGUUUUUAUCACAAAAACUUUUCCAAAUCACUACAGCAUAGUGACAGGCCUGUAUGAAGAAAACCAUGGCAUUGUGGCUAACUCAAUGUAUGAUAAAGACACACACAAAAAUUUUUCAGAAUCUAAAGACAAAGAUCCUUUUUGGUGGAAUGAAGCAACUCCCAUUUGGGUAACCAAUGAACUUGAGGAAAACAGAACAAGUGCAGCUGCUAUGUGGCCUGGUACUGAUGUGGCUAUCCACAAUAUAACUCCUUUCUAUUUUAUGAAUUAUAGUCCUUCAGUAACAUUUGAUGAGAGAUUAGGCAAUAUUACUAAAUGGCUGAACAGCUCAGAUCCUUUGGUUACCUUUGCAACACUCUAUUGGGAAGAACCAGAUGCAAGUGGACACAAAUAUGGACCUGAAGAUAAAGAGCACAUGAGUACUGUAUUGAAAGAAGUCGACAAUCACAUUGGUCACCUUAUCCAUAAACUCAAGACAUUGGGAUUGUGGGAAAGCCUUAAUGUGAUCAUUACAAGUGAUCAUGGGAUGACUCAGUGUUCUAAGGAUAAAAUGAUAAAAUUGGAUGCCUGCAUUGAUCGCUCAAACUACACUAUAAUAGAUACAACCCCAGUUGCUGCAAUACUGCCUAAAGAAAAUCAAACCUAUGUUUUUAAAAAGCUAGAACAUUGCAGUUCUCACAUGAAAGCCUAUCUUAAGGAUGAUAUUCCUGGAAGAUUUCAUUAUCAGCACAAUGAACGAAUUCAGCCAGUUCUUUUGGUUGCUGAUGAGGGUUGGACAAUUGUGCUUAAUGAAUCAUUUAAAUUAGGUGACCAUGGUUAUGAUAAUGCUUUGCCAAGCAUGCAUCCAUUCCUGGCUGCUCAUGGCCCUGCCUUUCACAAAGGCUACAAGCACAACACAAUUAACAUUGUAGAUAUUUAUCCUAUGAUGUGUCACAUCUUGGGAUUAAAACCACAUCCAAACAAUGGAACCUUUAGUAACACUAAGUGUUUAUUAGCUGAUCAGUGGUGCAUAAAUCUCCCAGAAGCUAUCGGAAUAGUGAUUGGUGCCCUUCUGGUGUUAACUACUCUGACCUGCCUCAUCAUUAUCAUGAAAAACAAACUGACUGUUCCUCGGCCAUUUUCUCGACUUCAACUACAAGAAGAAGAUGAUGAUGAUCCUUUGAUUGGAUAGCCUGUGAAAAAUUUUGACUUUGUGUCUUGAUGCAGUCAUUUGAGUUAGUCAUCAAAUAUAAGAGAAUUAUGCUGGAUGGUAUAUCAGCAAAAGGUACCCUUUGAAAGAAUUACAAAGGAAUUAGACCAAACAUGUUAACAGUUGUUUUUAUACAUCUUUCGGUGUGUUAGCAAAUAUAAACUAUUCUGACUGACAAUAGAUAAGUUCACUAGACAAGCCAAAAAGUGAUCUUUUGCUAACUAGAAAAGUCUGUUGUGCAGAAUUAUUUUUGCCACUUUUUAUUUUUGCAACAAUUGCACCUCCAAAUACCAAAAACUUAGCAAUUAUCUGUCUCUAGUGAGUUUUUAUAUUUGUAAAUGAAACAAAAUUUUCAUGCAGUUCUUGCACAUUUAUGUAUCAGGGAGAAAAAAGUUUCUAUAUUUUUGUAUUAGCCUUUAAUAAGACCCUUGCCCUUAAGUAAUAUAUAUAUACACACACACAUAUCUAUAUAUCUAUAUAUAUAUAUACACACACACGUAUUUAUAUUUGUGAUGAAUUUCUGUCCUUGAUGUAGAGUUAAAAAAUAGGAAAGCAGAGAUCCAAUUUAAGAAGUAAUGAUUUUUAGGAAAGUUUGCGUUAAAUUUUUGCUAGCCAAUGUGUGUUUGACACCAAUUUUGAAAAAUGUUUCUUAUUUUAUUACUCUAAUCUGAUAGGGUUUUAUACAUACUUCUUGAAAAAUUGUACCUGAUUGGAAAUGCAGGAAGAAGUAUGACCGAUAUGUAUUAAUUUUAUGAAUGCCUUUUCUGCAUGAGUUGCAAUGUACUUAGUGUCCAUAUAACACUUGGGCUUCCUCCUCCUCUUCCCCCCCCCCCCCCUUUUUUUUUUUUUUGAAGAGAGAACUAGACAACCUAACUUUAACAUUAGGUCUUUGAGUAAAUUUUAAAUACAUUUGUAGGCAUUAACCAUUUAGGAAGAUUUUAUUUUUGCAUUGAAAUUUAGCUCAUCCUAUCUUUGUAACUCAUGAAUUAAAACUAUGCUUAUUUUUUUAAAUCACUGGUUUUGGUUACUAUUGUUAACUCAUGUUAUUUAUUUUAACAUCUAAUGUUUUGUUAUUAUCAAACAUGAAUUUUAGAUUUAAGAAGUUCUCUCUUCCCUUUAUAUAUUCUUGAUGACUCAGUGAAGUUGAGUCACCAAGAAUGUGUCAUCUUUGAAGAAUAAAAAUUAUUUACACUGUGAUGAUGCUCAGUAUUCCAAAUGAUUUUGUUGACUUUUUUUCAGUUCUUAUUUGUGUUACAGAAACAUUGUUUCUCAUGUUUUGACUGGCUUAAAACCAAAGAUUUUUUGUGAAAAGAGUUCUUUCUAUCCAGGGGUAGCACUUCCUAAUGCUAACUGAAAAUGUAAUAUUAUUAAAAGGAAUGGACACAUUGCAACCAUUUAGUGGAAAAUGUCUCUGUAAUCAAGAGGAAUACCUGAGACAAGUGUGUAAUAGAAGUUGUGAUUUUUAAAAAGUCAGUGGUGUGAAAUGUUGAAUAGCUGAACUUGUAAACGGCACUAUUAGAAGAUUGAACUUCACAAAAUAUUUUGUUUCCUAAAUAAAUCAACUUUUGAUUAUUUAUGGUGAUGGGAUAACAGUGCUCUUGUAGAUUAUCAAAUUGAUUAAGCCAACCUGGGUAGUCAACUUUGACCCCACUUUGGCAGCAAAAUUCUUUGACUAAUAAGAUCAGUUGACCUCUAGAGAAGAUUCCCAAACCAAGUCUGCAGAAAUAAUUUAAAUGUGACUAAUGUUUAUGUAGGUAAGGAAGUAUUGACUAUUGAGAGCACAUGAAUAGGUCGUUUUGGGAUUGUUUUGUCUUUUUGACAAAUAUUUGUAUCUGAUUUUUCCCCUGAUUAUGGGGCCAGAAAAUAGCUAAUAUAAAAAGAUAGUAGUUUAUUUUUAUAAAUUAGUGUAAAUAUUACAUAUUUCAGAUUAGAAACUUACUUGUAGAACAAAAUAAGCCCAAAGAGAACAUAAUUGCGAAAUAUUUUCAGAACUUUAAAAAUCUGAGUAUUGGCCUAUAUUUAGAGCAAGGGGCUAAAAUGGAUGUAAAUUAUUUUGUAGUAAUUGGAGCAGAAGUUGACCUUUAUAAUGGAAUGAAUCAGUAAAUUUAUUAAUCUUCAAAAAAUUUAUAUGAUUCUUUUUUGAAAAUCUCAACUUUCUAAAAAUGUAACUUUUGUUAAUAAAUUAUAUUUAAAACAAGAAUAUGUAUUUAUCUGGCAAAUCCCAACAAAGUUGGAUUAUUUUUCGUUUUCAUAAUAUAUAUCUUCCUAGGAAAAGAAUAAUACUUAUAAAAAGUUUAUUUUUAAAUUAUACUUUCAGUUAAUUUACAAUAUGAAAUUUUUAGUUUGCCACUAGAAAAUAAGCUAGAAUCUGCUAUAGUACACUGGAUAAAUAUCUAAUAAAAUUAACCUUAUCAGAUUGCUAUAAUAUUUUGGUAAGCAUUUUAAAUAUUUGAUUCAUAAAGCUGAUAUCUUUUUAUAUACUACUUAAAAAUGAAAUAUUUAAUUCUGGAGACUUAACAUCAUUGUCAGUUGAGGGUGAUAAAAAGUUUUACUUUUUCAAUUUAGAAUGAAACUGAUAGAAGGUAUCUUUUUUUUUUUUUUUUUAAGUAUAUGGGGACAAUUCUGCUAUUCUCAUGAACAGCUAAUAAAUUGAACCCAUUCUUAUAUAUUCCUUGCAGUGAUCUGAUAUGCUUGUUGUAACAACUUGAAUACCCAGCUACUUAGCACUGGAGAAUUGAAAGUGUAUUUUCAUGGUUUUUGAAUGACCUCUUUGCCAGUAUCUGGUAAGCUCUGAGGAGGGAAAAGGGGUGGGUGGGGGGCAAGAGAAAGGAAAGAAAAGGGAAGAACGGUGUUCCUGAAGACAAUGCUGCCCUUUUUAAUAAAGGUGGUUGUUGAAGGGGGAAAAGGGUGACUAAAAAUGUUUGUUCAUUUUUCCCUCAUAAAAUACUGUGUGUGAAUAAAAUAAAUGUGACAAAAGUAUGUUUUUUAAAAUGUAGCACCUUAAGUUUUAAAUAAAAUAUAUUUUGACUUUUUA